This is a messenger RNA of Dracunculus medinensis (Guinea worm), 6783 nucleotides long. NCBI's taxonomy places the organism in Eukaryota, Metazoa, Nematoda, Chromadorea, Rhabditida, Dracunculidae. The record is from the annotation of a GenBank genome assembly.
UGUUAUCCUUACUUUCAGUUCACGGGAAUCGACGAUCAGCCUUUCACGAUCAAUAUUUCUGCUUCCUCAUUUUCUUUAUCGGAUUCUACUCAAUUUUAUUCUGAGUUAUAUAAAGAACGGGUAGUAAUCAAAUGGUUUCCUGAUUUAUCAAUAGAUAGUAGUAACGGCAAAUCUUCAAGAAUCAAUAUUUUUUUUCAAAAAUAUACCAGUGUAGAUCUUGACUUACGGAGAGAUUGGGAUGUACACUUUGUUUUGCAAGUACCAGUUCAGAUGAAUUUAAUAAUUGAUGGACAAAGGCAACGUAUAAAGCUUGAUAUAAUUAUUGAAUGCAGUUCAGUACUCAUAUUUCCGUUAAAUCAAUUCUCCAAUAACUGCAUUGUUGCUGAAACAACUAAUAUUCGUGCAACUAAUCAGUUCAAAUUCUCAAGUUUUAUAAAAUAUUUUGAACAAUACAAUUUAGAAAAUCAGGAUGAAAAUGAUGACCUUUUUAAUUGUCUGAUUGAUUGGUUAACUAUAAAGUUCAGCGAUGUUAGGCUUUAUGAGGGUUUCCGAGUUGAAAUAUCAAAAGUUCAGGAUGUUCAAGGAUAUGAAAGCAUUUGUCAGUUCCUUUCUCAAUCAUAUUGUUUCUUCAAAUCUAAAGUUAAUGUUUUUUCUCAGUCUCAUGAUCUCGAAUUUGAUUGUUUUCGGAAUUUAGACGCAGCUAUUUCUCACAGUGUUCCUAAUUUGGCCGUAGUGAGUACGUUUAAUGAUAUGAAUUUAAUGCUCACAGCUGAUUUUUAUUGUUUAUGCCGCGGUUUUCUACAGUUAAAUCUUGGUGAUCAGAUUAUUACCAUCCCUGAAACUGUUCCCGUUGAAGUUCUGUUAAAACCAAUAGAUAGCUGCUUCGACUGUUUGGUUCGUUCUUCAUAUGGAGUAACAUCAUUUGUGCCAUUUGCUUGUAUAAGAUUAAAUCGUUCGCGAUUUUUCUUCAAUAAUUUUGUUGAUAAUCAAUCUGAAAUGGAUUUGAUUUGUGAAAAUUAUGAAUUACACGAUACUCGAAUAAAAUAUUUAAAUGAUGGGAAACUUUCCAGUGUAUUUCCGAUAGUACUUUGUUCAAAAACUCCUAAUGAUGUUAAUCGGAAUUUUAUGUCUGAAGCGCAUCUCAUGAUGAAAAAAGAUGAAACACCAGUUCUUACUCUAGUUUUAAUGAACGCUAGAGUAUUGCUUUUCCUCGAUUGGUUUGCUGAGGCCAAAAAUUUCAUUCUUCUCAAUACAGACUUCGUUCCUCCAGGUAAAUUUUUAAUAUUUAUUGCUCUAGAAACUCUUAUUGACGAUGUAAAGCAGGAUUGUUUAUUCGUGAAUUCUGGUAUUAUUCAGCGUAAUCAACCGUGUGCAACCACCAACAUUCAUGAGCAAACAAUUAUGAUGAAAAUAACAGUAAAAGAAUCUGAUCUGGUGCUUUUGGAAGCACCGGAAUCUUCGAACAGUCUGGCUUUAAUUGCACAUAUAACUGCUGUGCUUAAUAUAAGCGAUCCUCAUGGUUUUUUUGGCGCUAAUCUAGAGAUUCAGAGACUGAACAUUGAUUGGUGUACAAUGGCUGAUAACAAUAUUCGUUGCCAAUUAACGAAUGAUUUUUCAAUAACGAUUUCUUUGUUACCUGAAUCGGAUAAUUUAGAGGCAGAAUAUGUGUCUGAUUUUCUAUCUGGUCUGCCCAAUUUCACCGCAGCAAAGCAUCAUUUAAUUAUGGAAAUAAAGGACCUUGUUACACGGGCAUCAUUUCGCGAUGUAGCAGUCAUUCAUCGUGUAUUUCAUUCAUCAAUUCAACGUUUAACCGCUUCUCAAAUGAAGAAUAAUGUGAGCAAUGCUGUUUCGGAAAUGAAAGGUCGCGAUACUAUUAACAUUAUUCAUAUCUCCGUAAAGAGUGAAAUGAUAUCUUUUUGGUUAUUGGAUGAUUCUCUUGGAACUGUUUUUCCGAUUGUUCGUUUUGUUGCUAAAAAUUUUAAUCUGGAAUACAAGUUAAAAGAAGUUUCUGCAUCAUUUAUCUUCUCAUCUGAUUAUUUUAAUCAACGUGUAUUUGGUUGGGAACCUUUAAUUGAGCCUUGGCAUGUUGGAAAAUUGAGUGCAACAACAAAUAAUCGUUCUGAAAUUUCGAUCAAUUUACAUGCUGAAGACAAAAGUAUUUUAAAUGUGAAUAUAACUCAAGUAUUCUUAAGUCAAGCGCUUGAAUUUCGCUCACGUUGGCUACAGAUUAAGGAUUCACUUAACAAUGAAUUUAGGGAUAUUUAUUUGCGUUCUCGAUCAGAUUACCUUCCUUAUUUAUUGCGCAAUGAAGUCGGAUCUAAUUUAAAAUUUACGAUUGAUGUUGAAGAAGUGAUCAAGUCUCGACUGAAUCAUAGAAAAUCAAAUGCAAUUUGGAUAUCGGUUGCGGCUGGAGGCACAUGUGCUUUUGAAUUCCCAACAAAACGACUUGCCUUGAUGGAUUGCCCGGAUGAACCGCGUCAAAUGAUUAUACGAAUAGAAGGAUGGGACGAAGUUUCUCCUGUUAGUGUUGAUGCAGUUGGUACUUAUUUCAGAUUGGCACGAUGUUCUUCACUUAAAGCACCGUGUUUGGCGAAUGCUCGUCUCGUAAUCGUUGUUAACAUGGAUAAAAAUGGACGAAAAGUUGUAAUUAUUCGAUCUGCACUGACUAUAAUAAGUUAUCUUGCUAAUCCUGUAUUAGUGAUGGUUGGAUAUGUUCGCGGAUCGGUCGAUAAUGCUUCGUCAACUUUCCGUAUAGCCACACGCGAAAAGUUCCAUGUGCCAUUAAAAUUUGCUAACUCUCACAUAGCUUUUAAACCCGAUGGAUGUGAUAUUAUUAAAUCGCUUAAAAUUGAUUGGCAAGAAGCCAAAAAUAUGGGAGAAUAUGUGAAUAAUUUCUUGAAAUUUGAAAGUUCGAUGCAUAAAUACUACUGGGUAUGCGUCUCUAUAAAGAGGGAACAUUUUCCUGAUUACGAACAUCUUUCUGGUCAUACAAUAAGCCUAAUGCCGCCUCUAACUCUAUUAAAUCUAUUUCCAAUUGAUCUAGAAUUUAAUGUUGCUGGGAUUACUUAUGCUGUAGCAGCUGGCAAACAACUCUAUAUUACAGAUAUUGACAUUAGCUGUGAUAUAUGGUUUUCUUUAACUACGGAACGAUUUAUAUCCGUUGAAACCACGUUAGUCACAAGGUCAGUUCUUUCGUAUAAGCCAAGUUCUUCAGACCCCUAUAGAUUACAUUUGCGAAUGCGCGAUAUCGCUGGUCGGUUCUUGGAUGCUUUUGCUAGUAUAAGCGUUGGAUGUAGUGGUGCGGUGUCAAUUUCUUUCUGGGUGCCGUAUUGGAUUGUGAAUAAAUCAGGUAUACCACUGAUAUUGAAACAAGAUGCAACGAAUGAAAUUGCUGCUGGCCAGCUGGAUGAACAUGAAAGGGCGAAAGAUCGUCAUCCACUGAUGUUUUCCUUCGCUGAUGACAAUUGUCCACAACAGUGUGUCGUGCGUCUUGGCAACGAAUUUACGAAGAAUAAGGGUUACCGUGCAAUAUACAGUCGAAAGUUCAUUUUAACCCUCGGUGUCCAUGCACUCAAAUUAUAUUUAACUCACGAUCAUGAACCAUCUUUGAUUUAUAACAUUGGAGUUGAAAUUCGUCAAGGGACAGGGCGAUAUAAAGACACACAAGUCGUCUUGUUUACACCUCGUUAUAUUUUAUGUAAUGAGACAUCGUAUUCAUUAUUCGCCAGUCAUGUAGAUGUUGCUGAGCAAAGAAAGCAUUGUGUUAAAAUUGCAAGUAAAUGUAAUCUUAUAUGGAAUGAAAAUUUUGAGGAUAAUCGAUUAUUAUGCAUUAAGCAAGAAGAUAUUAAAUACUGGAGCUGUCCAUUUAGAAUUGAUCAAAUUAAUUCAUUUCAUUUGACUAUGAGGGAUUCUGAAGAAAUUCCACGUUUUUUGCGAGUGGAAAUUAUCCUCAGCAGUUCGGUAUUCUAUAUCACUUUUACUGAUGCUAAAUAUUUUCCACCUCCAAUACAAAUUGAGAAUUUGUCUGAUGUACCGAUUCUUUAUAACCAGAUGACUGAAAGACCGGAUAGGGGUCAUCUUCGAACAAUAUGCAAAGCUCGAAGCAUUGUUGAUUAUGCAUGGGAUAAUCUUUAUGCACCAAAAUUACUUACAUUACAAGUCUUUGAAAACAAAUCACAUUCAUAUGAUCCACAAAAAAUUGGAAUGGGACCACCUUUGGUUUACGAUAAUGAUGUUUACAUUAAAUUGGUUCAUUCAUUCGACAAAAAUAUUGGAAAUGGUUUCACUGAUGAGCAAGAAUUGGUAUUAGAAACGAUGAAAAAAGGAAAGGUCAUACUAAAUAAAAUAAACUUAAGUGACAGUAGUUGUAGCCAAUUAUGGCGCUUUACUAAAGAUGGUUGUUUGGAAAAUAUUGCCAUGAAUAAUCGUGCUAAACCUGGUGAGCGAUAUGUUCUAGAUGUACUUGAGAAAGGUGGAUUUGUAUUAAUGGUUGUCAAGCGAAAUUCUGCGCGUGACCGAUUCCAGAAAUGGCAUUUAACUCCAGACUGCAGGCUGCGAUGUAAAAUCGAUGGAAUGUUUGUAGAAGCACGUUGCACAGAUCUGAUACUGGCUCCAGCAAAUUCUAAUUCACCUCGAAAUUAUGAUGGUAUACCCAAGGAACAAGUUUGGCAGUUGCAGCCCCAGCGUCCUGGUAGUGGAGUAUUGGAUGUUGAAUGUUUGCAUCGCGGACCUACUCUUGUAACCAUUGUUCUGAGAAUAAGAGAUCGGAAAAAACUUGAUGCUAAAUCGCUCGGAAGUAGAGUUCCAAGAAUAUCUGAAAUCCAAAGAAACGCAUCCAAUGACUUGUCAUUUCUGAAUAUUUUUAAUUUGGAAAUGAACAUUUCUCUUCCAAGUGGAAUCGGAUUAUCUUUGAUUAACGGGCAGCGUGAAGAGCUAAUUUAUGCACGGUUUCAUGAUAUUGUGCUACAUGGCAUUCGACGAAAUGGAACAUAUCAGAUAACGGGACAUGUUGGCGUUAUUCAGGUUCUUAUCAUGAAAAUAAUGAUUUUACAGGUUGAUAAUCAAUUAUUGGCCACAGAUCGAUGGCAAUUGCUAUAUUGUUUUUCUGCUACUAUGGCCCCUCGUACCAGUUUAUUUGAUCCAUAUAUUAAUCGUCCAGCUGUAAAAAUUGAAAUGAGUUGUACUCCUCUAGAACAUUAUGAUGCAUUUGAUGUUCUACGCUUUCAGUGUUUACGUAUUAGGCUUUGUGAUAUAACUGCACAGCUUGACGAAACCCUUUUAUGGAAAUUAGUGCAAUUCGUUCAGGGUAAAGUGCUUUCUUUUUUUUUAAUUUUUAAAUACAUAUUUAUGAAACUUUCGCUGAUUGCUCUUGCAGAGUCUGAAGCUGCAAACAGCAUUCAUCCGAGCACUUUAUUGCAACCACCAAAUAUCGAGCUGGAAAGGCCAGAUAACUCUAGAGCUCGUCGUUGUUACUUUGGUACUCUGGAUCUUGAAAUUGGCGAUGUUACAUUAUCAGCUGUCACUGUUGGAAAUAGUGGACUACCUGCAGAAUUACGAAAACUGAAACGUCAGUUCAAUGUUAAAUUGGUCAGUUUCGAGAAUGCGAUGGUUGUUCUACCAGCGUUUCGUCAGUUUCGAUAUUUUGAAACAUUUCCAUUUCUCAUCGACACUUUGAGAAAUUUUUAUCUUGCGGAAUUAAAAAAUCAAACCUUCAAUAUAAUUGUAACGAUGGAUGCUUUUGGAAAUCCAUUAGGACUUGCAUCAGAUUUAAAAGAAAGUUUCGAAGGACUUUUAUUUGAAGGCGAUCUAGGUGGAUUUGUUAGCGGAUUAGGUUAUGGCGUCACGAAUAGUAUAUCUAAAGUGGCUUCAUCUAUGGCUCAUGGUGUAGGUACUUUGACAUUUGACGAAGAACAUGAAUUAAUGAGGCAGCGCAUACUUCGUUAUCAGUAUCAAGCUGGUAGUAAUAGUGCGCUUGCUCAUUUUUAUAGUGGAAUUAAGGCACCUAUAGUAACAAAUACAUAUACUGGAACCAAACGUGAAGGAUUCGCCGGUGCAUUAAAAGGUAUCACUACUGGUGCCGUAGAUACCGUCACUAAACCAGUUCAAGGAAUAUUUGAUCUUGUUGAAGGGACGGCUUCGGCAUUUAAAGAAAUUGUUGGCGGGCCUUCAGCUCGAAAGUCGUAUUUUCCUGAUAAUCGCGUACGUUUACCAAGAGUCUGCACCAGUCUUCAGUCAUUGUUGCCAUGUUAUUCAGAUAUUUUGGCAAUCGCACAAAUGGAUUUGCUGAGAAUAAACAAUUUCGCUACAAAUGAAUACCUAUUAGACGUUGAAGUAUUCUUAGAACAACGAAGUAAUAAUGAAAUGAUACGCCAGUAUGCAAUGAUCUGUUCCGAAACUUGUUACAUAAUUCGUCAGAUAGAUGGAGAACCGAGCAGUGUUGUGCAGAGGAUCGCCUAUAAAUUAUUGAAGCAAAUGCAACCAUUAAAUGUUAGCAAGAUGAAUAAUAUAGCAUCCAUAGGCUUUCCUUUUGAACAUAGAAAGAUAUUCGUUAAGCCAUUCCGCCCUGAGUUAUCAUAUGCCAGCGCUGAAGCUAAUGAUAAGCUUAUCAUAAUUUCAGAAAUAAUACUCGAGUUUUCGGCGGGAAAACGUCAAAUUUUACCUCAUUUAUGGUGUGGUGGAAUGGAAAUAGCCACAAGGUUAUGCGACAAAGUAACUCGUGCGAAACACCUAUACGAUCACAAUAAGCGAACGCUAAUUGUUGCCGAAGAUUAUGAAGUUUUGUAG